Porites lobata is the source of this 9545-nucleotide messenger RNA. The record is from the annotation of a GenBank genome assembly. Lineage: Eukaryota; Metazoa; Cnidaria; Anthozoa; Scleractinia; Poritidae.
AUGUCAGGACCAAAAUCUGAUAUCUUCAAUAGGCCAUCGUCCUGUCUAAAACAGUACGAAAAUGAUGAGAUUUUUAGUAUGAUUGGUCGUCGCUGUACGGUAAGUUGUUUCUCGACAGGCCCUGAAGUCUAUAUAAGACUUACAGUCUGUAGUUGUAAAUUGAAUAGGCUUAAUCCUAGAUGUUUUGCCCAAACUUGACUUUGCAUUGCAUCACAUUUGGUUCUUUCAGACUUUAGCUACAUCCGUAGCUCAGCUUUACGUUGCUCCACCUGAUUCUCGAAACAGAUGGAAAAAGAAAUUAACAGGAGUCAUUUGCUUUGUGAAGGACAAUGGAAAGCGUUCGUACUUCCUCCGCAUGUACAACCUUGUGGUAUGUUAGCUGCUCUCGAUGAAAUCCGCACCAAGUAUUUCAUUGUUAUCUUUUGUAAUCGCUCAGCUGAAUGACCAUUUGAUUUUGAUUUGCUGUUCACAUUUGCUUUAGACAAAGACUCUGGAGUGGGAGCAAGAGUUGUACAAUCAGUUUAAAUACGCUUCUCCAAGGCCUUACUUUCACACCUUUGCAUGCGACGUGAGUUUAUAAAGCUGGUAUUUUAUGAUAUUAGACUUAUUUGUUCUAAAAAAAACAUUUUAAAAUGACAUCGAGGUGUGCCAAGUGAAUUAAAAUGUAUCGAUCUAGCUAUCUUAAAUCUGGAAAUUAUGACGUAAGGGGGAUUGACCAUGGGGACAUAUGUGAGUAUAGCAGGACUUGUUGACAUUUGCUGCCAAUGUUUAGUCUGGAUUGGGGUUAUUGGAUCACUUUUGCACUUUUAUUGCAAGAUCCCCAUGGAAAAAUACCCAAGGGAUUUGUAAUCCGCCGUUUUUUUCUUUUAUUUACCCUCGGCAGUAUUUAUAGCACUUAUGCUAGUGGGGCCGAUCAAACGACUGAAACAAGUAAUUCAAAUCAAACGUAACAGGGUCAAGAAUCCCAAUUGGCCAGAGGCAAACCAGCUGGCUAUUUACAAGCAUGGUCAAGGAUUUGAACUCAGGACUACCAUGAACAAAUCCAGCUAGCGUUCAGGCAGGGACUUAAACUCAGCACCUCCAAAUUGCAAGUUCAGCGCUCUAACUGUGCGACCACGCUGCCUCCACACUCAGUAGAGAAGAACUGGGAGAGAGAAUAGACCAAAGCCGACAUGCAGGGUUCUCAAUAGAUUUUUAAGUAGGAGGUGAUCACUGAUAAAGUAGGAGGCUCUUCAGCAAAGCCAGAGGUGUCAAAACAAAGCAAAGAAAAGCGACUUAAACACAAAGUAAGCAGCCAUAAAUCCCAAAGUAAGCGGCGAUCAAUCGCCGGGUGCCGCCUUCUAUUGAGAACCCUGGACAUGUACCAAGAUUGUUUAACCCUUGCCAUUUUUCUAUUUUCAUAUUAGACCAGGGGGCCGUGACACAGCUCCUUAAAAUGUCAUUUUCCUGUACAUGUAAUGUUACUCUAAGGGGGGAAGGGUACUUCAUUAUAGGAGGCUAAUGGGAUGUGCCACUGGAUGGGUCACAUUUUCACAACUGGAUUGACUAUCAUAAGGUCACACAUUUUCCGAUUUUUGGGGGUAAGACAGUUCAUAUUUACGGUUAGCAAACAUUCCAGAAUGUUUGUACUGUAGAAGGAAAGUGAAGUAUUCUUCAUUCAAUCUAAAAAAUGGGUCAAUUCAUUAAAAUAGAAAGUGACUAAGUUGGGAUAGCAAAAAUUACCUAUUUGCCCAAAAGUAACUAAGAUGGGGUCUAUAAUUGGUCACAGAAUAGACUUUAAUGGGUUAGUUUUGUCUUUGUCAUUGUAUAAAAGGUUGUAUUAUUUUCAUUGUCAAAUUUUACUUUUGAUAAUUGCAUAUUUUGCACAAAAAUAAGAGUUAUGACAGAAUGGUCAUACUGAAAGAAGAAUCAGAGCAGUUUAGGUUAUUUACAAGCUCAUAUACUUUGUCCUAGCCUGCGUAGCAGGUGCUUGGAUGUAGUGGGCGCAAGAAAGAAGAGGCACACGAGAGGGAGACACACGAGGGGAGAAGGAGCACCUGCCUGGAAGGCCCAUGAAAAUCAUCUCCCGCCUCCAAUGUAAUUAUCUGGCAGCCACUGCGUGAUCUGUCAAAAAUUUUGACAGAAAACAACUGACCUCACACGAACAAAGCGUGCCGCAAAAAAGCGUUGUACAUUUUAUCCUCGGUCUAAAUAUAUCUGUUAUAAAGAUCAGCUGGGUUAUCUGAUUAUAGAGCUAUGGAAUGAUAAAGUGUCAGUUAACACACAGCUUUAAAUCAUUUUUAACCGGGGCCAUAAUAAAUAGGAAAGAGCAAAGUCAAAAAUGGGUAUCUUUUAAAGAAUGCAUGGUGUGUAAUAUAAAAAGCUAUCAAAUAUUGUUCUAUGAGCUUCCUUGGUUGCAACUGUACAGACACCAACGAACAGAGUGUACAUGGAAAAUGAACAUUGCUUUUACUGCGCGAAGUGGCAACUGUUUUUGGAACAGGCAUGUCUUACUAUGCGAAUGUAAACUUCAGAACACAAACUGUAGCAAGAUGUUUUCUGCUGCAGCAACAAGACAUAAACAACAGACCUGAGGUCGAUACACUAGUGAAAGGUGUUUCAAAUUCAUGCCCCCCAUAAGUGUUUCAUUUCAUCAAUCCUGUCCAAGUUUUGAUGGUAUGCAUUUCAUCGACAACACAAGUCACCAAGUUCUCCUGAGCAAAGAAUAUUUCCUCUGAUCUUCAUUUCAUCGAUUCGACAAAUCGUUUUGUCUCCCACCACUUCUGCUAAUGCGUAUCAGAUGUCAAUUCUUUCCAUCAUGAAUACCGUUUGAACACUCCAUUUUUUCUUUGAGAUUACAGCCACAUAUAUUUUAGUCCCAUUAAACCAGAUUGAAGUGACCUCCGAGACCUGAACUUCUGUUAUACCAUUUGGUAGUAUCAGGAGCUGGUGGUGUAAUAUAAGACCUUCACUACGUUGUCCAUGUACUAUUAAUUGACAGUUUUCUCUCCUAGCGCAGUUACUUUUUCUCUCUGGAGCCUCUCAACCAAUAUUAUUGGAAGUAUCUGCACUCACAGAAUGCAGGUUGAAACAAUUUUCGUGGGCCUUUGGGGUAGGCACUCCCUCUCCCCUCACGUGUCUCCCCAUCGCAGGCCUGUUCUUUCUCGUACCCACUACUUCCAAGCGCCUGCUACGCAGGCUAGGACAUAGUAUAUGGGCUUGUAAAUAACCUAAACUGCUUUGAUUCUUCUUUCAGUAUGACCAUUCUGUUCUGACUCUUAUUUUUGUGGAAAAUAUACACUUAUCAAAAGUAAAAUUUCACAAAGAAUUGAUAUUAUGAUAUGUGCAUAUUUUUUUUUAGACUUAUAAUGCUGGCCUUAAUUUUGCAAAUAUUGAAGAAGCCCAUAACUUUUUCAAUGAGAUACAAAAGAAGCUGAAGGCAAAAGAACAGAGACGACAAGGUGAUGGUUUAAAAUUGAAAAAAAAAACCAUAAAAAAGUAAUAACAGAGAGUAACCACUAAUAGAGAGACCAACCUCCAGACAGCUUAAAUACCUCCCAGAUAAACCACCCCAGCCCCCCCCCCACCCCACCCCAUAAACACAUUACGCAAGUAUGGGAAAUAUACAUGUAAGUGUAUGGAUGCCCAUAUUUGGCUCAAUCCAUGCCCCGCGAAGGAAUAAGCCAAAAUAUCCAAGUUUCGUUCAUUCCUUUGUGGUCCUGUUUUACAUUCUGUUUUUUACUGAUAAGUUUAUGCCAUACAGGCACCAAAGAUUUUUGUAGGGAGUAAUGUAUCAAAUUCUGGAACUAAUAAAAACUUGACUAAUUUGCAGAUAGAAGAAAAGACACUUCAAGGAACAAACAGCAACCACCCCCUCCAGCCCUAGGAGGAAAUGUGGACAUAAACAAAAGAGCUUCUUUACAAAACAGUGGUGAGAUAAUAAUAAAAUUUAUCAAACUCCUCCAUGAGGAGGCCAGUCCAUCCACUUUAAAGUUGUUUUCAGGAAAACAAGCAUAGUGAGCCGGGCCAUGACAUAUUUAGCCCAGAUCCCAAGCCGCCAAAAACAAUGAGCACCUAGCAGGAGACAGAAGAAACAUCCACUGUACUUUUACCUUGAAAUAACAAGAACAACAAACUUUUGCAGACAGAAGUUACAAUUUAUUAUUUUGUGACCACAUGUGUUUCUUCCUAGAGUAGAUAUAAAUAUACUGGUAGAUUCUCCUGUUACCUGUCUGUAUGGAACCAAGGGAUUUAAAUUACCCAAUGCUUCAAGCUCAUAAAAGGUUUUAUGAUUGUGUUUUCUCCAAAGAUAAUUUUAGCAACAUGAGCCACUCACCAUCUCAGACAAGUCUUUCAUCAUUGGAUGCUCCAUCAAUGCAAAGAAAAAAAAGCAAGGAACGUAAAGAGAAUAAGUCCAGCUCUGGCAAUAACAAGAAAGGUGGAAAGAGAAAGCUCACCAAAGAUGACAUUGGAAAACCUGAGAACUUUAAGUAAGUUGUAAUGGUAAACUAAUACUGUUAGUAUGUUCCCGUCAUGAGAUUUAUUUUAAAGCAGGUACUGUAAAUAACAUAUUGGUAAAUAUCAAAUAUUGCUGGCAAAACAUAAUUUUUUUUGCAUUUUCACAGGCAUGUUGGACACAUUGGUUGGGAUCCUCAAGGUGGAUUUGAUGUAAGCAUACCCAUAAUUUUUUAGCAUUUCAUUGCUAUUAAUAUUGUAGUAAUUGCAAGUAAUGUCCAUCUGGAGUCAUUUUCAUUAGAUGAGUACCAGGAUUCACAAUACUAUUUUGUAAUAAAAUCACUAUACCUGGUUCCAUACUGUUAAUGAUAAGCAGAAUAACCAUGACUUUUAAUCAACACCACCCAAAAGGUUUCUGUUACUAACCCAAUUUCUUGGUGGUGGUAUAGUGGUGGAGGUGGUGGUGGUGUUUAUGUAAGGUAAAGGUAAAGGCGCACACGAGCCAAAGGCCGAAACAGCCAGAGCUUAUCCAAUUUUCCGUAGCAUGGAACACCUAGGAGUAUUGCUACCCCCCCUGGAGAGGAUGCAAGUUCAUCCAGGGUUACCCCCAGCAGUAUGUCACCGGUACCCAUUUAUACACCUGGGUGAAGAGGGACAAGGUGUAGUAAAGUUCCUUGUCUAAGGAAACAACACAAUGAGCGAGGCUUGAACCCCGGACCUCCAGAUCCGGAGUUUGAGGUGUUAACCGCUCAGCCACACUUGCCUCCACAAUUAUUUAGGUGUUAAUCCAACACUCAGCUGUGCAACUGAUUUUUUUUAAAACUCAUUCAUGUUUUUAUUGCAGAUUGACAAUGUACAAAUGGAUGACAACUGGAAAAAACUCUUUGAUUUGGUUGGUGUGACUGAUGAACAGAAGCAAACAAAGGAAACCAUGGAGUUCAUUUAUGACUUUGUGGAGAAAAGGGGUGGAAUUGAAAAUGUUACACGGGAAAUAGAGAUGGAGAAAUUCAGGGGCCCUCCAUCAUUGCCUUCUAGAGAUUUAGGUGAUUAUCUCAUAACUGCAUAUAAUGAAAGAGAAACGUUCAGGGUUUGCAAAUUUUAUUGAUGAGUGGAGUUAGUGUGACUUCUGCUUCACAAAUUUUGGAGUCAUUUUGGAAUAUUUGGAGUCAAGUAUCACAACGAAAAAAGCAAUUUUCAGACUUUCCAGCAUGUGGUCCUGGCAUGUACACACUAUCGUGAGGGAUACACGAGGUAGCUGUGGCGGUCCGCUGACCUAGAAAGCUCAAAUCCAUGAUGGCAGUCAUCGAGUAACUUUGAUUGUAAUUUACCCUCUUCCUGUUUUGUCUUGCAGUAUAAUUCUUUAAUUUUGAUGAUUUAAUUAAGGUUUACAACGUUUACGAUCAACGUAAAUUGUAUUUGAUUCAAAAAAGGUAAGGACAAAACUGUGUUUGUUACCGAAAAUUUCUGGAGUCGAAGUGGCUCCCUAUUUGUUACCGAAAAUUUCUGGGAGUCGAAGUGACUCCCUCCAUAACCUCAGUGGAGUCGUCUGAACAAUUUUGGCGUAAAAUACGCCAAAUUUGGCGUAUUUGCGAACCCUGAACGUUACUUGUUAGUAUUUCUUGGCCAGUGUAUGUCAAUGUUUCCAUUUGUCACUGACUUAGUAAAGGCUCUACUAUGCUUGUGUGAUUACUGGCACAUGGAAACUGCCGAUGGUGAAAGAUGAUUUUGUGAGAUAUCUUAUGGUGAUUAAGUAAGGUAAGGUACAACAGGUCACUUUCUAUGGUAAUAUUAUGCCAGCAUUUUCUGUUAGGAUAGUCUACAGCUAGAUAGACUAGUUUUGAUUAACAAAUGCUUGUGUUGAGAAACUUUUUUGACUUUUUGUUUUCAGCACCUCCAGCCCCUUCCAGAGGCCAGUCCCGAGGACCUCCACCUCCCCCUCCCCCUUCACGAGGGGCCCCACCACCACCUCCAGCCAGGAUAGGAGGAGCUCCACCACCACCUCCCCCAUCUCGUGGUGGCCCUCCACCUCCUCCUCCCUCAAGAGGAGCCAUGCCACCUCCUCCCCCUCCCAUGUCUAGAGCACCUCCUCCUCCUCCAGCUGGCGUACCCCCUUCCACCAGCCCCUCCCCCUCCCCCACCAGUUGGUGGAAUGCCUCCACCGCCACCACCCAUGGGCAGAGGUGGUCCCCCACCCCCUCCUCCUGUUGGUGGUGGUCGAGGGGCUCUACUGGACCAGAUUCAUCAAGGAGCCUCACUUAAGAAGGUAACACCUAAUGAAAGGAGGAGUAGCAGCUCUGAUGGAAGGAGUGGCUUGCUUAGUGAUAUCAGAACUGGUGUACAACUCAAGAAGGUAAUAACAAUUUACUACAUUGUAAGCUAAAAAUAUCUCAGACUGACAAACUAAUUAUUAUUUUACUGACUUACUGGCUCUUAGCCAGGCCUGGCUGACUUGCUGACUGACUUUCUAGGAUAGAAGCAAUGUCCUUUGAUAUCCAAGCAAAGGAAUCCUGUGAGUCAGCACAGAAAUUGAAUCCUGAAGAAUAAUUGCAGACUCCUUGAUGUGAUUAUAUAUUUUAAUUUUGCGACUGAAAAUCCUCUCUUGGUACAAUUCAUGCAUUCAAGAUAGCUGCUGGAUACUUACCAAGUUCUUUUUUAUGUUUUCAUGAACCAAGAAAGUUGAGGUCUAUAAAAACCCCAAAAACAAUGAGGCCGAUAUCCAGCCAUCCUGACCAAACAAGCUUGGUCAUUAAAGGAUUUAUUAUAUGGCCAAAAAGAGAACUUUUUCUUGUGGAACCAAUGCAGGAAAUCUCGCGCGGGCAAUGCAAGGCGGCCUCAUCUUGCUUAUUUGGGUAGCUAGUCAGACAGAAAAAGGAUUCACCUCAUCAUGUCUGCUCACAGAUUCAGCCAUGUAAUAAGUAAAAUACAAUACAAAGCCCCCAUGAGGAGUAAGUUGUAACGUGAUUCAUCUGAUCUUGUUAACAGGUAUCAGAAGUGGAUGGUAAUUCAAAGCCUAAGGCUUCUGCCGGUGCUGAUGGUGGGGGUAUAUUAGGUGCUCUUCAAAUGGCAUUGGAAAAUAUCAAGAAAGACACUCACUCCUCAGGUAUUCUUUAUUAUUAAAAUGCAGGGAUCUGCAGGGUUAUCAGACUGAUUACCCUCUAUCCUCCUCUGGUGUUCUGGGCUCCAAUAUAGUAAUGUGCAUAGAUCGUGAUCGCGACCUCCAUACUAUCUGAGAGUCUAACACAAGUUUGUUGCCCUCAAAAUAAAGCACCCGGUAUUUGCAGGUGGAUAGAAAGAAAAUGCUUUAUAAUUGUGCUUCUGCUCUGAACUGUUAGUACUUAAGUACUUUUUACUGUUACUGACAAUUGAAACAGUUGUUCAGACUUCUGUUAAUAGUAAUAGAUUCGAAAGUGAAGAAUGAUCAUCGCAGUAAAGUUUCCAAUUUAAGCAAUUGGAAAGAAGAAGCCUGAAAAAAUCAGGGCUUAAACGGGAUUCGAACCCGUGACCUCCGCGUUACCGGUGCGUUGCUCUACCAACUGAGCUAUGAAGCCACACAUUGGGAGCGAUAUCAAAAAUGAAUUAUUUCAUAUAUACUUCACAUCAUUACACUCCUCACGGGAGAUAUGAACUCAAUAAAUUGACCUCGCUCCCAGUGUGUGGCCUCAUAGCUCAGCUGGUAGAGCAACGCAUCGGUAACGCGGAGGUCACUGGUUCGAAUCCCGUUUAAGCCCUGAUUUUUUCAGGCUUCUUCUUUCCAAUUGCUUAAAUUGGAAAAUUUACUGCGAUGAUCAUUCUUCGCUUUCAUCUACAACCGCAUUUCAAAAAUGAAUUAUUUCAUAUAUACUUCACAUCAUUACACUCCUCACGGGAGAUAUGAACUCAAUAAAUUGACCUCGCUCCCAGUGUGUGGCCUCAUAGCUCAGCUGGUAGAGCAACGCAUCGGUAACGCGGAGGUCACUGGUUCGAAUCCCGUUUAAGCCCUGAUUUUUUCAGGCUUCUUCUUUCCAAUUGCUUAAAUUGGAAAAUUUACUGCGAUGAUCAUUCUUCACUUUCAUCUACAACCGCAUUUCAAAAAUGAAUUAUUUCAUAUAUACUUCAGUAAUAGAUUCCUUUUCAGGUGAGUGUAAUAGUCCGCGUGUUCGUUUUUUGUUUAGUUCAUCUUCGGACAGAUAAGGGUAACGCUAGGCGUCUAUGAAGUAACGUUUGAUUUAAGACGUGGUAUUGUUCAAGAACUGUUGUUAACUUGAACUGUUUUUGUUGAAUAUUUCAGAUAGUGAAAGUGGUGAAAGUGGCUCUGAGUUUGAGGAUGAUGAAGAUGAAUGGAUGGACUAACCUCGUGACAUGUCAUGAAUUUCUGUCCCGUCUUAUUAAACUUAAACUAAUAAGUAGUUUUUCUCAGUGAUCUGGAUACCAGGUGGUCGAGCAAGUCUAAACCACUUCAAGUCGAAUAACUCUCAUUUUAAAUGGUGGUAAAUUAAUUUAAUUUCAAUAAUAUUAAUGUAGCUUCGCCUUCAAGCAAACUGAGGCUCGAUUCUGCAAUCAAAAGCUCUAUUUUCCGUUCCAUUUUGGAACAAAGCAACUGUAUAUUCGUAUCUCACCGAAAGUUGAUCGCUCAGGUUUUUAUGAUUGUAUCUGAUACUGGUCACAGGAACCUUCUUUUCUUAUGGCGAACUGGGUUUGGAUAGUUUUCAGGUUUCGUUGUGCAACUUAACUUUUGAUUUUUCCAGUACAAUUUUUAGGCAUGAAUAACCCUUCUGGGCGUAAUAAAUGUGCGUCAUUUUCAACAUUUGAUGUUUAUUGUCAGUUAAUUCAUUGUUUUGAUGGUCAAUGAUUAUGUGUUAGUUCUUCCGAAAUUAUAAGCGUUCGUAACACAUCGUCUUCGUUUGUGUGCUUCUCAGACGCUCAUGUAUUAUCGUCACGCAAAAAUAAGCGUAGCUGUGUGUUGUUUUGUAAAUCAUAAACGUCGUAAGUGAUGGAACAGUGAUGAAUAAGCUAGAACCCUAAAUCUGAUACCGACUUUCUGAACGGAACACUAUGCUUGCCGGAACAAAUGCACUGUAAGCCGGUAAAUGUAUUAAACUGAUUUUGCGCUUUUUUGUCAUAAGCUAAGUAGU